GGUGUACAUUCUGUCUUCUUGCACACAAAAAAUCUUCAUGAAAGUUGAAAACAGAAAGUCAAACUCGCUCAGGUAUUAUGAGCUGGAUUCCAAGAACGGCCUUCUUGAGAACCUGAAGAACAAGACUGUAAUUGGGUACCCAGUGCUUCAUAUAGUACUCGAAGAUCACUUCCAUCAGUAUGUGGGUCUUGGACAAGGGACCAAUGAAGGGAAUGAAGACUCCUCAGCAGGUAUUCCAGUUAAAGAGUCGGUGGAGCAGGAGGAAGGGGAAAUCCAGGAUGAUACUGACGGAGUUCUGAGUUAAGGAUAUCGGACAGCAGUAUGUGAUACAAAAUCCAGAAUGAAUUACAAAGUUCUUCCUUAUAUAUAAUGUCAAUGGCACCCAACACCCCCCUUUUUUGUUAAAUGAUGCCUUCAUUUUUACAUGAGCAGUAUAUACGUUUGAAUAUGAUAUUUCAGCAGUGGUUAUGUUGAAAAGAAAACCUACAUGCACACAAGGUGUGCACUUUUUAUUUCUGUACUGCAAUUGUUAAUCUCCAUGUUUUAUCCUCUUUUAAUGAAUUUAAUUUAUCUACAGAGCCAUACCUUAUGCACAGUUGUGUUUUUUUUUCAUUAUUAGGCUAUUGUGUGUGAUCUGUAACAAACAAAAUGAUGUGCCUUACAAAACUUUCCCUUUUAGUGAAUCAAAACAAAUUAUGCUGUUAACAUGCUUUUUGUAUACAUUAUAUGCUGACAGGUUUAGGAGUACUACCUUCAUCCACAGCUAGAAAGUCUUUAGUGUCAACUGUAAAACACAAGGAGAGGCAUUAUCUGACAGCUCAGUGUACAUAGGUACUUUGGUAAAAGCGAUUAUUUGCUGUCGAGAUGUGAUAAAUGUGGUUGUUUUAUGUCAUCUACAGUGCCUAUAGAAAGUCUACACCCUCUUUCAAAAUUUUCACAUUUUGUUGCAUUAUAGCCUGGAAUUAAAAUGCAUUAAAAUAGUUUUUUUUUCAUUUAUCUACACAUCCUACCCCACAUCUUCCAAGGGGAAAAAAUAUUUUAGAAAAUUAAUUCAAAAUAAAAACUGAAAU
Molecule: messenger RNA, 1070 nt
Organism: Acipenser ruthenus (sterlet)
Lineage: Eukaryota; Metazoa; Chordata; Actinopteri; Acipenseriformes; Acipenseridae
Product: box C/D snoRNA protein 1-like
Exons: 3
Coding region: 38-304 (88 amino acids)
Source: RefSeq, a predicted model, not a curated record